ACGGUCGACUAGGUAGUAAGCUGCCAUAUAUCACGAUUGAUCAUGGUUUUUGAUGGACAUUGUGCAGUUCAGAACGCAACCCCGAUGAGGUGCCAUUAAUUACUUCCAUUUCGCUUCCCUGAAGCUAGCGACGCCGCUCUACAGCUCAUAGCUGAUAUAAAGGCAGCAGUUUUAACCCCACCCCUCAAACAUGUUCGCUCUUUCUGUCCCCCUCGUCUCUCUUCUCGCAUUCGUCGUGGGAACCAGCGCUGUACCCACCCUAUCUGCUCGUGACAACAGCACUUGCAGUUCGGGCGCACAGUGCGACACUGGCACCGUCUCAUGCUGCCAAACCACAUAUGACUACAGCAGCCCUCAACUGAACGCAAUCACAAGGGUACUGAACAUCGCCCUUGAACCCGUCGAGGACUCCAAGGUUGGAAUGGGCUGCAGUCCCAUCAGCGUCAUUGGCACUGGUAGUGGCGCGGUGUGUAACCAGGAGCCUGUCUGCUGCAGUGGUAACACAUACUACGGCCUCAUUAACAUUGGGUGCUCACCGAUCAACAUUUACCUGUAAUCGUAUAUCACAGUCCCUCCCCGAGAGUGGUUUACUUCACUGUCGUUGAUUCUUUGUGAUGUUCGCAUUCG
Messenger RNA from Suillus subaureus, 627 nucleotides. Its product is annotated as fungal hydrophobin-domain-containing protein. Lineage: Eukaryota; Fungi; Basidiomycota; Agaricomycetes; Boletales; Suillaceae. Bases 191 to 556 code for a protein of 121 amino acids. Gene Ontology annotation, molecular function: structural constituent of cell wall. Gene Ontology annotation, cellular component: fungal-type cell wall. The transcript is spliced from 5 exons. The record is from RefSeq and is a predicted model, not a curated record.